CCAAAAAUUAAUAAUGAGACGAGGACGCAGACAUAAAAUGAGAUCACAAACCCACCACCCUUCCCUUUCCCCGUCCGCCAAGGCGCCAACGCAUUCCCACGUCCCCUCCCUCCCUUUAAUGGAAACAUCAGCCCGCGGCAUCGCCGCCACCGCCGGCCUAAGCCACGCCGACUAUGUCGAAUCCUCCCUACGCUCCCGCGCCGGCAAAUCCUGGGAGGAACCAUCUUUGCCCCCUCCCGCUACCGCCGCCUCCUGCCUCCGCUUGAUGUGCAGCUACGGUGGCCGCAUCGUCCCCCGCCCGAGCGAUAAGACCCUAUGUUACGUCUGCGGAGAGACCCGCAUGGUGGUCGUGGACCGCCAGUCUUCUCUCUCAGAGCUUUCCGCCAAGCUAUCCCAGAACCUUCUCAGCGGCCGCUCCUUCUCCCUCAAGUACCAGCUCCCCAACGAGGACCUCGACUCGCUCAUCUCGGUCACUACGGACGAGGAUCUCGACAACAUGGCGGAGGAGUACGAUCGAAUCGUGGCCGCUACCUCCUCUGGCGCUGGGGGCGGUGCCACCGGCUCCUCCCGCCUCCGGCUGUUCCUCUUUCCAUCCAAGACAGAGAUGUCGCCUGCGUCCUCGAUUGGGUCUCUCCUGGAUGACUCCAAGUCGGAGACUUGGUUCGUUGACGCGCUCAAUAGCGCCAUGGGUGGAAUGGGAAUCGACGGACUCCCUCGCGGCCUGUCCUCCGACUCCGCCUCCAUCAAUUGCCUCCUCGGCCUCGAGGACGACUCCUCCCUGCACUCCCCAAGUGGCGCUACAGUCCCCAGCUGUGGCGGACAGGACCACAUAGAUCGGCCUGAACCGCUCGUGAUCCCGCGCCAGAAAUCUUCCAGCAAGCUGGCCCGACAAACCCAGGACGUUCGCUCCAUCCCUGACACGGCGAUGCUCGAUACGACUUCCUCCUUCGGAUCUGCUUCUUCCUCUCCUUCUCUCUCCAAUCUCCCGUCCAUCCACACCUGCCCUGACGACCGUCCUUCCGAUCUGCGGAUCGCCGGCUUCGAGGACAGUUUAUCCCAAACGUUUCAUUUGGCAGCUACCGCUGGACAGGACGACUGUAAGGAGCCAGCAUAUGCUCACUAUCUCCAACCCCCACCAUGGGUCCCCCUUUCCGCAUCUUCCGCCGCCACCAUGACCAUCUCCCCCACCGAAAACCCUCGCAGAAAUUUCUCCUCCGAUGAUGAAAAACACGAUCCGGGUGUGAUCUCUAACCUCCCUCAGCAACCAACAAAACCAAGUCCGUACGAAGCUCCCAUCCCUGUUCCCGGUUCAAGGUUGCUAUAUUCGAAUGCCACCGCCGAUCAAAACCGUGAGCUGCCUGUUUCCUCGGAUCCGAGCUAUCAAGUUCCGAUUCUGGUAAAUGGUGUCGCCGGUUACCAAUUGCCCCAAGUGCAACCAGAGCAAUUCCAGCAGUCACAGCUCCAUCCGCAAUUCCAUCAACAGCAUCCACAGUACAGCUCAGCGAAUCCCCAUUUCAUACCCCACCCUGCCGCCAGCAACGUCAUUCCCGCUUCAUCUUACUACCCGAUCGCCUCCCACGCAAUCCAGCAAUCUGUCCAAACCCACACAUACGACCCCCAGAUUCCCAUGUACUACUACCCCGUCCGGUCACCUGCGACCUACAAUCUGGUGGAUUCCAGUUCAAUGCCUCCCCCAGCAAAACAUGCUGUGUCGGUCCCUCGAGUCGCCGUGAAGCCGGAACUGGCCGCAACUUUGUAUAGGGCCGCUGCGGCGUCCCCUGCAACUGGCGCAUCACAAACACCACUAAUUCACAUGGCGGCCGAUCAAACCCACCCGUUUGCCGGAGUUGGGUACCAUGUGGUUCAGCAUCCCAAUCUUUCCCAGUCGUUUGCAACGAUGAUUAAUUAUGGCUAUGAAUUCGGCGGUGGCGAUCGUGCCCGCCCACAGAUGUAUUACUCUCAGGCGACUACAGCCCCGGCAUUAUCUCCUCAGUGUCAGUCGGCGAUCUCUUCUGGGGCACUUGCUGAUGCCAAGGGAAACAGAGCAUCAUGAGUCUAGUUACUUCCAAUUAUGUGAUCAUAUGUUCUGUUCAGUGUUCUUAGUUAUUCCGGAGAAGUGAGAACUAUCCACUGUAUUUAGUGAAUCAAGCGUGCGCCUGUUCUUAUAGUAACAAGUAAAGUGGGUGUUAGGCAGAGUCCCCGGUGUUGAGUCAUUGAGUCCAUAAAAGCUUUGUGUAGAUCAAAAACUUGUGUUGUUCUGGUACUUCAUCUGUCAAUAAACUUACAUAGAUUUGAAUGCAGUUGAAGUCUCUAUUCAGAGAUCGUGGCCUUGUUAAAA
Molecule: messenger RNA, 2338 nt
Organism: Zingiber officinale
Lineage: Eukaryota; Viridiplantae; Streptophyta; Magnoliopsida; Zingiberales; Zingiberaceae
Exons: 2
Coding region: 14-2053 (679 amino acids)
Molecular function (GO): protein binding
Source: RefSeq, a predicted model, not a curated record